Lycium barbarum (goji berry) is the source of this 741-nucleotide messenger RNA. RefSeq lists its product as uncharacterized. Bases 1 to 741 code for a protein of 246 amino acids. Lineage: Eukaryota; Viridiplantae; Streptophyta; Magnoliopsida; Solanales; Solanaceae. The record is from RefSeq and is a predicted model, not a curated record. The transcript is spliced from 2 exons.
AUGGUGGAAAGAACUGUGGCAGAUGCGGUGGUAAUAGGGGCAGCAACAACUGAAACAGUGGUGGUUUCGGUGGUGGACGCGGCAGCUAGCAGCAGCACCACGACCAGCAGCAACAGUGGCAGCAACCUUGGAUGGGGAAUGCACAGCAAUGGCAGUGGCCCUACAUGUCGUGGCCUCAAGUCUGAUCAUUCUCUGUUCAUCUACCGAAAAGGUAUUGAUAUGGCGUAUCUUCUUUUGUAUGUGAAUGAUAUCAUCUUAACUACCUCCUCUGAUGAUCUUCGCAAGUCUAUCAUGACACUUCUCAACUCUGAAUUUGCUAUGAAGGAUUUGGGACCACUCAGUUAUUUCUUGGGAAUCGCAGUUACUCGUCAUGCAGGUGGUUUAUUUUUAUCUCAAAAGAAGUACGCCGAAGAGAUCAUAGAACGAGCUAGCAUGUCGUCUUGUAGGCCAAGUGCCACGCCAGUUGACACCAUACCGAAGUUAAGUGCCACCCCUACCUCACCGUUUAAGGAUCCUUCACUUUAUCGCAGCCUGGCAGGUGCACUGCAAUAUCUCACGUUCACGAGACCAGACAUUUCGUAUGCUAUGCAACAGAUUUGUCUAUUCAUGCAUAACCCGAUGGAGGUCCACAUGAAUGCUCUCAAACGAAUCGUGUGUUAUAUUAAGGGCACCCUUGAUCAUGGCUUGCAUCUUUAUCCAUCUAAACCCACCACUCUCAUUUCGUAUACAGAUGCAAAUUAG